UCGGAGUGAAAUUAUCGAAAAACGCUGUGUCGAGGCGCGCAUGUCUGCUUCGCGGGGUAAAAUAACAAAGGGCUGCAGAGCCUUGGACUUGGUCAGUCCGGCCAGAGAUUGCUCUCGGGGGUGGCAAGGAGUGCGUCCGUUAAGGGCGAAUGAUACAUGUGCGUUUGCGGGUCUUUAGCAUCGAUGCCGAGCCACAGCUGCUGAGGGAGACAAGGGGACGCCGCAAAGCCAGAGGCCGGCAACCGGACAGGAGGAGAGCCAGCUCGGAAGGUAUGUCCUCUGAGGCAGUGCUGUUGACGUGUCCAUCGUGCCGAGUGACCUCGCGGGUGUGCCUGAGCAGCCAGUCGUGCUGUCCGUACUGCGGCCACGAGUACGAGACAGACGGGGCCAUCUCCUUUUGGCGAAACUCGUCCGAGCAGAUGAACACGCUGCAUCUGCCGCGCAUCGAGCAGACAAGGCCCUCCAGGCUCGGCAACCUCACCAUCAGCAGGCUGGGCGGCGCCGUCCAGGUCACCAGAAUCGGCGCCCUCUUCCUGCGGCCCCCCUCACCCACCCUACCACCGAUUGGACAGGAUCCGAUGUCCGCAUGGACGCCUCGCGACCAAAACCCAAUUUCUCCUCGCAGCUACUCCGUUCACCAGCCCUCCGACUCUCCUGAGUCUCCGGUGAAUUAUUUUGGCAAGUCGGAAGACCUCACUUCUUUCUCCAGGGACCAGUUCUUGCAGGAGGUGAAGCGGGCGCACCAAAGUCUCAACUACCAGAGCCUUCAAAACUUUUACGCCAGGAUAUUUUCAUCGCACUCGGAACUCUGCUCCUUGAUUUCCGACGACAGUCACAGCACGGACUGCGGGAUAAAAUUAGAACUGCUCCACGCGAUCAACGACGCCCUCAGGGGAAUGCCUUCGAUUAUCCACAAAACGGUGCUCAAGUCAAUUAUCAAUUCGCUGCUGGAGGAUAGGCCAAGUCUGCGCUCCGAGGACGAGGCCAAAGCCUUGUUUGCACUUCUGCAGAGUCCGGUCUUCGCUGUGCAGAGGUCCUACACCAUUUUCGCGCACGUCCUCCGCAGGGCUGCCACUCUUCCGCCCCCUGAACGAGUUCUGCUGCCGCAUUACUUCAGACUUUUGGGAGGCGACCGUCUAAGAUCUGUGAUUCGGCACAUUGCGCAGUUUGUCGCCAUCCGGCAGUUUCCGCCCUCUGGCAAGGUUUUGCCUCCCCCGAGCAAGAGCAGGUGGUGGAUUCCGGCCGCCGCCAGGGUCCUCGCCCUCAUAAACGCGGCCAACGAGAGCUGCUCGCCGUCGCUGAUCCACUUCUCCGAGCUGUACAACAUGGCUCUGGACCACGUCGAUUUGCUGAAGGAGUAUUUUCUGUGGCAGAGCACGCCAAACAAGUUCAGCUACUGCCAAUUUCCCUUCAUGCUGAGCAUUGCUGCCAAAAGAUACAUCUUGACAAAAGAUUCAGAGCAGCAGAUGAUUUUGAAUGCGAGGCGUUCACUGGCUGCAAAAGUAUCGAGGAGGCACCCACCGCAAAUCGAUAUUUUCUUCCUGAACAUCAGAGUCCGAAGAUCACACUUGGUUUCCGACUCUUUAAAUGAAAUAGCGAGUAAGCAGGGUGAGCUGAAGAAGAAACUGAAGGUCAGUUUUCUUGGCGAGCCUGGAUUGGACAUGGGUGGCCUCACGAAGGAGUGGUUCCUCCUUUUGGUUCGGCAGAUUUUUGAGCCUGAUUACGGAAUGUUCGUGUACCACCGGCACUCGCGCUCCUACUGGUUCAGCACCGAGGAGGCGCUGGAACUGAACGAGGAGGAGCAGUUCGCGAUGGGCAACGCCGGCGACGAGGACCUGACUCAGGCGCCCGGACUGCGAGAGUACCAUUUGAUCGGCGUUCUCAUGGGACUCGCGGUGUACAACUCGACAAUAUUGGACCUCCACUUCCCAGCCGUGUGCUACAGAAAACUUCUUUCGCCGCCAAUUCCACCCCCACCAGGGGAUGAAUCUGUUCUGCUAGGGGUUGUGCAGCAACCUACAAUUGAAGACUUGGCGGAAAUCAUGCCCGAUGUGGCGAAAGGUCUGAGCGAGUUGCUGUCGUACGAGGGCAAUGUGCAGGAGGACAUGUGCAUGUUCUUCGAGGUGUCGCUGGAGGAGUAUGGCUCGGUGCGGACGUGGCCGCUGCGGCCAAACGGCGACAAGGUGCACGUGACCAACGAAAACAGGGAGGAAUUCGUGGCCCUUUACCUCGACUGGGUGCUCAACGCCUCGAUCUACAGGCAGUUCAGGGCCUUCUACCUUGGCUUCCACAGUGUGUGUGCCUCCAAUGCACUAAUUCUUCUUCGGCCGGAAGAGGUUGAAUUGCUAGUGUGCGGAUCUCCGACGGUGGAUUUGGCGGAAUUGAGGAAAGUCACUGAAUAUGAUGGAUUUCGCCCGGAUGAUUCAAUUAUCAGUAACCUGUGGGACGUGCUGGAAUCGUUGAAUCAAGACCUGCAGAGAAAAUUCCUGCUUUUCGUGACUGGUAGCGACCGCGUGCCCGUGGGGGGCACCGGAGAGAUGACCCUGAAGGUGACCAGGUCGAGCGGGAGCAUCGAAGACCUGCCAGAGGCGCACACCUGCUUCAACCAACUCGUGCUGCCUGCGUACCAAAGCAAGACGCAGCUUUCCAAAAAACUGACAAUUGCCAUUUCCAAUGCUGAAGGCUUUGGCCUCGAGUGACGUGUGUUU
This is a messenger RNA of Cloeon dipterum, 2708 nucleotides long. RefSeq names its product probable E3 ubiquitin-protein ligase HECTD2. The transcript is spliced from 16 exons. The coding region runs from base 150 to 2699 and encodes 849 amino acids. Gene Ontology annotation, molecular function: ubiquitin protein ligase activity. The record is from RefSeq and is a predicted model, not a curated record. NCBI's taxonomy places the organism in Eukaryota, Metazoa, Arthropoda, Insecta, Ephemeroptera, Baetidae. Gene Ontology annotation, biological process: ubiquitin-dependent protein catabolic process; protein polyubiquitination.